CAUUUUAGCUUUUGUUUUACACAAAUGGCUAUUUUGUUAAAAUAUUAAUUUUUUGAAACAUAAAUAUUGGUUAAAAUAUUACUUCUAUUUUUGUGGGCCUUUUGACUUUAUGAAUUUUUUCAUAAAUGGACUUUUUGGGCUGAGGGAUUUUUUAAAAGUUCCUAUCUAUUUGAGUUAUCUGUCAUCCGUUUCUUAUCUCUUCAAAGUUCCACUCAAGAAGUAGAAUGCACAAGUACAAGUAGAGCUUCUCCAAUGCAAGGGAAAUGCCUCUGUCUCCCAGACCCUUAUUGUGGUCAUUGUCUCCAUCCACUGCCGAGGGUGCCAAAGGAAAGUCAACAACUGAAUGCUGCACCCUUUCUUGAUUGAAAUGGAAAAGCUAUUCAAUGUUUCUAAAAUUGAAUUUUUUCUCUCUCUCAAAAGUGAAGAAAAGCCUUUCUUGUUGAAAUUCUUGAACGUGUAUUUUUUUUUCUUUGUUCGGUUGUUUUUUAACCACAUUUAUAAAAUACAUUCUUUCUAGCCUCUGGUGUAUUUGGUAAAUCAUAUUAUCUUUUUAAUUAAAAUUAAACUUAAAUAGAAAUGGUAUGAGUUACACCACCAUUCUGUAUUAUAUUGUAUUUACAGAGGUCACAGUUUAUGGUGAACAGAAGUGGAGAAAGGAAAAAUGGUGAGAAGUAACAGGGAUGGGCUCAACUCUCAAGACCUCGGAAGUAAUGGAUGAUGGAGAAGAGGAUUUUGUGGUAGAGGGUGGUGACGGAGGACAGUACAAGCAUAUGAAAGAAAAGAAGAUGCUUCUUGAUACAUAUUUAAUUAGUUUCUUCUUGAUGCAGAUUGCUGGAUUUCUUGCAUUUCUUGCAACUCCUCGUUUUCAAGAUAAUGCUAAGAUUGCAGGAUUUAUUGCAAGUUUGCAACUCCUCAAGCUCAAGAUAAUGCUAUGUGCAAGGUACUUCUCUAAUUGUUUUCUCUGUUUGAAGGCAGCAACUUAUUGUUCUUAUCAUUUUUUAACCUUGAGUGUCCUUAAAUCCUCUGGGUUGACAUUGCCUAUGAAACAAGUCUUGAUUGCUCAAACUUGAAAACCAUUUUAGUGUGUUGUUCAAGAUGUUCUUCAAAACCAUUUUUGGGUUAAACUAAACGUAAUGUAUUAUAUGAUAAGGAACUUCUUUUAGUGUUUACUAUUAUGUUGUACUCUUGAAAUAACGGAGAAACAAAUUAUAACAGAGCAGCUAUUGAAUAUAAAAAAGAAGGGUAUGAAAUAGCUCAAGAAAAAAAUUCUGGAAAUCAAUGUUUUGAAACUUUGAUUCUUGAAUUUGAGGUGAAUAAUUUCAGAGUAGCAAUUGAAUAUAACAAAGACAGAAACAUUAUGAGGAGUUUUUGUCCUCAAGGUAAAAAAAUUCUGAUAAAUGUAUUGAUAAUAUUAUUCUAUUAAUAUCUUUAUGUCAAAUAUUCCUCUAAUCUUUUUCCUUUCAUUUUUCCCUUUCUAAAUGAGUGGGAAG
Messenger RNA from Cajanus cajan (pigeon pea), 1490 nucleotides. The record is from RefSeq and is a predicted model, not a curated record. NCBI's taxonomy places the organism in Eukaryota, Viridiplantae, Streptophyta, Magnoliopsida, Fabales, Fabaceae.